This is a messenger RNA of Aricia agestis (brown argus), 2378 nucleotides long. RefSeq names its product origin recognition complex subunit 3 (gene Orc3). Bases 179 to 2335 code for a protein of 718 amino acids. Gene Ontology annotation, biological process: DNA replication initiation; DNA replication. Gene Ontology annotation, cellular component: DNA replication preinitiation complex; nuclear origin of replication recognition complex; nuclear pre-replicative complex. The transcript is spliced from 13 exons. The record is from RefSeq and is a predicted model, not a curated record. NCBI's taxonomy places the organism in Eukaryota, Metazoa, Arthropoda, Insecta, Lepidoptera, Lycaenidae. Gene Ontology annotation, molecular function: DNA replication origin binding.
UAAUGCAAGCUGCGGCUGGUGAAAUGUGAAAUAUUUUUUAAUGUUUUACACAUAAAUCACCCUCUUAUUUAAGAUUUAUGAAACUAGAAUUGAUUAAAUUAGAGCACAGUAACUUCAAUUACAGUUCAACAUUGUCCCGAAUUAAUAUACACUAUUUCUGGGCUUAUUGGCUAUCAAUAUGGAUCCAACAGUCUCAGUUUCAAAGGGGGUAUUUCUAUUUCCCAAUGGAUUCAAAAAAGGAAAGCCGAAAAAACAUUCUAAGAAGAACCUCUUUGAAUCAAUGUUUACUAAGGAACCAUGGUAUGUUACCUAUAACCAAAACUGGCAACUAAUAAAGAGCCAAAUAAAGGCAUUACAAGAACAAACAUAUAGCAUACUACUCAAUGAUAUAGUUAACCAUGUCGGCAAGUUCUACGAGGAGAAUGAUCUAAGUUCUCUAGAAGGGAUCAUACCGAGCGCCACAUUGCUCACUGGAGUCAAUCAACCUGACCAUAUCAACCAGUUUAAAGCUUUAGUUAAUAGAAUAAAAGAAAAUGUGACCUCUUAUGUAGCUUUGAUCAAUUCUCAAGAUGCAACAACAAUCAAACAUUUAGUUGAAAAUGCGGUGUGGCAGCUAAUUAAUAGGACCCAGGAUGAUGUUAUUGAUGAUAGCUUUGAUAUGAAUACCACCAUAAAGACGAAAGUUAAGAAAAGUCAUUGUACCAUGAAGACACUGAAAAAGUGGUACGAAGAGCAAGAGGCGACACAGUCACCAAGAAAGUUUGUUAAACCUUUACAACCUCUAGUAAUUAUAAUGCCAGACUUUGAAAGUUUCAAUAGCAACAUUCUGCAAGAUUUUAUCAUGAUAUUGAGUUCCUACAUUUCAUCACUUCCGUUGUUGCUGAUAUUUGGUGUAGCGACAUCUGUCUCUGCAUUACACAAGUCGUUACCAUACAAUGUGUCAGCCAAGUUGCUCAUAAAAGUAUUCCAUUCACCACCAUCUCAUAUUUAUAUGAAUGAGGUUUUAGAAAAUAUAUUUUUAACUCACACCAGUUCAUUUCAUUUAUCGGGCAAAGCUUUUGAAUUGUUGACGGAUGUUUUUCUGUUUUAUGAUUUCUCUGUUACAGGCAUUAUCCAAAGUAUAAAGUAUUGCAUGAUGGAACAUUUCUAUGGAAACAAUAUAAAAUCACUCUGCUGCCAAAAAGAUGAUUUAGAUGAGGCUAUAGUAAACUUAAGUAAAGAUGAUCUGGAGAACAUAAGACGGCUAAUGUCGUUCCGACCGUUCCUAGAAGCAAAAGACUGCAGAACCAAAAUUAAAUUAUUUGAGGAUGAUAAUUAUUUUAAGGAGGUGUUGUUCAAGGAAAUUAACAAGCUCCAUGAUUAUACUGUAGUGUUUUAUCUGUGUGUGAGAUUAUUUGCUGCAUUCACUAAAGACUUGCCAAAGAAUAUUCUAGGAAAAACUGUACGGGAAAUAUAUACGAAAUGUGCCACCGAAAGCAUAUCAAGCACUCCAGCCUUUAAGGAGUGUAUGCAACUAAUCAAGUUUCAAUCUCAAAUGAAAUUAAUAGAAACUAUCAAGAAUGCAUUAAAAGAAGUGAACGCAUCUUUACAAGCAAUUUCUCCUCUGAAGCCACUCAGAUUGUCUCCUAUGAAAAAUAAAGUAACUGAAAUUCCAAAAGAAACAGAUUUAGGAAAAGAUUUUAUUGAGAACACUCGUGUUCAUCUCCUAAUGUUUCUGAGACAGAUUGAGAAAGCUAGGAACGAAGCAACGACACAAAUUAGUAUGGAGAAAGAGGAAGUAUCGGAAAACAUUGUUUCUAGCAGAGCAAAGUUAAAGGAGAAAUUGUUAAAAGCCACUAAAGUGGAGAAAGUAGAGUCGGAAUACGAGAUGGUUCGGUCGAGGUUCGUUAGUUACUUAGAAGAGGUGUUCUACAAGGGUCUGCAGCCGCCCCAUACUAGACCGUUCUACGAGAUAAUGUUCUUCACAGAUGUACAGAACAUCAAGAAACAGAUUGUUGGGUCGCCACGAGGAGCGCUACAUACUGCUCUCAGCAAUCCGGUGUAUUAUUUGCAGUGCAAUUGCUGCCAUCUCCCGUCGACUGACAGCGUAUCUGACACGUUACCCGACGUAAGUCUGGCGUACAAGCUGCAUCGCGAGUGCGGCAAACAUAUCAACCUGUACGACUGGCUGCAGGCCUUCGCUGCUGUGCUGCGCCCCGAUCAUGAUGAUGAUGACCGCUCCGAGGAUCCUGUUAUACAAGCCCGCUUCACCCGCGCAGUUUCGGAGCUGCAGUUUCUAGGUUUUAUCAAGUCGUCGAAGAGGAAGACCGAUCACGUCAUGCGCCUCACGUGGUGACCUUCAUUGUCAAAAUUAAUAAAUGAUUUGUCAUCCAUUAUUA